CUUUGUUGAAGGUCAUUUUCAGGACUCGCAAAUUUGACGCGGAUUCCGUGUUCCUCGUUUUCUUAUUGCAAUUUUAUGCGAUUUUCGUGUACUUAGGGGGAAUGAUCAAGAGGUCAACAGUUGUAAGGGCUCCCAAAACUUACAAAAGCCGCAAAAAUCAGGAAGACGGCUGUUCUAGAGUGGGGAGUGAUUUCCAGGCUGACGUUUCGGAAUAUGUUGAAAAAUUCUCAUAUGAUGAGUUACAAAAUUUAUCGCCGAAGGAAUUUAGUAUUUGGUUGCCAAAUCAGCAACCUGACAUGCGAGAGCUUAAUUCCUACCUUGAGUUUGCUAGGCAGCAUCAAUACACUCAAGAAUUAGCCUUAAUAUUGCUACACUGGCAUAAUUAUAGCAUUCCGAAGGCAGUUGAUGAUAUACCCAACUACGUGCCUGUUUAUAAUAAAUGGACGAAAGGAGAAGUUAAAAAGUUUCUGCGAUGUAUUGAUUCAAAACCCAGGAAAAAUUUUGUCGAGGCUAAAAAAACGGUACCUGGACGACAUAUGGGCGAUAUAUGCGCCUUAUAUUAUUCCAUUGCUGCUCCUUUCAAAGCAAGAACAAGAAAUAAAUAUCAUAGUGAAUUAAUUGAACAAUGCUUUUCUCGAGCUGUUCGGAACGGGUUAGUUACAUGUCGUUGGGCGAAAUCUUCAUCUCCUGGAAACAUGCACAUUAAUGGCCGGAGAUUCGGACUAACCGAAGAUCCUUUGGAGAGGGAAAUUGAAUCGUAUUUAGUGAAUUUACUUGGUGCUUCGAAAACAGCUCAUUUACUUGGUAAAGAGUUGAUGUCUACGCCGUAUCCUUUCCAAACUUCAGACAAUCAAACUUCCCCUUCAAAAUCUGCACAAGAUGUCUCUUCAUCUUCUCCGCUGCGAAGUCUGCCAUAUUCAGUUGCACGAGACAAUGAAUCAAGUUCUCCUACUAUACCUCUGUCUACCAAUACUUAUCAGACAAGUAGUUCUGAAGCAUCUUCACAGAUUGGCAGUGAAUCAGUUAGCCAAGGAAAAGUUAAUCGACAUACUCUUCCAAAUGGAGCGUAUUAUGAUCAUGAUGAAUUUAUGGCAUUUUUAACUAUGUCCAAUGAUCAAUUACUUCAUGAAAAAGAAACAGAUCUAGCUGAUUUAGAGCGAAUUAAAGAAGAACUAUGUGAAAAAAACGAAAUUACUGAAGCCCGUUCAAGAUCUGUCCUUUAUAAAAUGGAAUUGCUUAAACCAGUUGAAGGGUUUCCUCAAAUAUCUUAUCGAUGGACAAAAACAGAACUAGCUUUUGUGCUAACAGCUAUGAAAAAAUAUGGUCAAGACUUUUCCACAAUUGCCAGAACCGUUGGAACUAAAUCAGAAAGCUUCAUACGUGAUUUCUACAAUACAUUUCACGACCGUUUCACAUUGGACAGCAUAAUAAAACCAUGCGCGAAAGCAAAUGACAAGCUCACUGAACCUCCAACCAUAGACCGAAAGCCCAUGUACCAAGAACCCUUGGUUGUUGUCACACAAGAUUUGCCUAAAAAAUCAACGGAUGAAACACCAACCAUACCUGUUGAUGGAAAGAAUGAGCAAGAUUCUGUACAAAUACCUGGAGUGCGAGACAUUAAACACCACAAUUUGAAAACUGAGUCUGAUGAACUAGAUCGCUCAACAUCGCAAACACUUGAUAAACAUGGAAAAAAGGAAAGUAGCGGCAUACGGCUGUCAUCACGACGGCGUACAGCAUCAUCUAAAUUUGUUACCCCUGAGGUCCUAUCACACAACCGUCAAAACGAAUCACCGCCAAGCUCCCCACCACAAGCCGUCAGCAGAGGCAGGGGGAGAGGACGAGCCAAACGCUUAAGACGCAGCUAGUUUCCAACGAACUUGAAUAUUUCUUGAUGCAAAUUCUUUUUUCUUCAUGACUUGCCGAAUGUUUUUAACACUUAUAACCGCGUUUACAUGGAAAGUUGAAAACAGCGAACAGUAUUUGUGGUGUCCAUUCUGAUACCUUAUUUACAAAUGUAGUCGAUGUUUUUUUAUUUUGUCACAUACACGGGCCUCAAUAUUUCUUAAAUGAGUACUUUGAUGUAGCAAUAUCUAAAUAUAUGUUAUUAAUAAUCA
Schistosoma bovis is the source of this 2117-nucleotide messenger RNA. The record is from the annotation of a GenBank genome assembly. Lineage: Eukaryota; Metazoa; Platyhelminthes; Trematoda; Strigeidida; Schistosomatidae.